AGCCGAGGUUGCCGGAGAAGAGCACGGCUGGGCCGUCUUCCCGAGAGCGGGCGGCAGGAGGCGCUGGCGCGUCCGCUCUAACGGGCUACUAUGAGCUCCCUGCCGAAACGAGUCCCUCAUUCCCGCGGCCGAGGCACUAAGAAACGGAGGGACGGACGCGCGCGAGCGCUCAGCUCCUCCUUUCGCGGCUGAGCAAAGUAACUCCGAUGGAGUAACGAGCAGCCGCGAUCGCAGCAGCCGCCAGCACCGGGCUUGAGCUUGCGCCCGGAGGGGGCGGGCGGGAGAGCACCGCCGUCCAGCCAGCAAAGAAGAGAAGAGAGAGAAAAAAACAACUGUUGCCUUCCUUUCUUCUUUCUUUCCUUUCCGACCAGGCAACAGGAAUCUCCGGGAAGACGGCUCUGGGCAGAGACCGCCUGAGCAGAGAGACUCCGGGUAAAGUUAUCCAAACUCGCUAUGGCCCCGGAGGCUGGAGCCGUCGGUUUACUGGCGGUGAUCGUCUCCUUCGUCGCGCCCUCGGCUGCCUUCCUGGGAGCAGCUCGUGGCCAGUUCUCGGCAGGAGGUUGCACCUUUGAAGAUGGCCCGGGCCCCUGUGAUUAUCAUCAGGAUCCCUAUGAUGAUUUUGACUGGGUCCAUGUUAGUGCUCAAGAGCCUCAUUACCUCCCUCCUCAGAUGCCUCUUGGUUCCUACAUGAUAGUCGACUCUUCACACCACAGCCAUGGAGAAAAAGCUCGACUUCAACUUCCUACCAUGAAAGAGAACGAUACCCACUGUGUUGAUUUCAGCUACCUUUUGUAUAGUAAGAAAGGGACAAGCCCUGGGACUCUGAACAUCUUGGUUAGGGUGAACAAAGGUCCUCUGGCAAACCCCAUUUGGAACGUGACUGGCUCCACUGGCAAAGACUGGCUACGGGCAGAACUGGCUGUCAGCACCUUCUGGCCAAAUGAAUACCAGGUAAUAUUUGAGGCUGAAGUCUCAGAUGGGAGAAAUGGCUACAUUGCCAUCGAUGACAUCCAGGUUCUGAGCUACCCUUGUGAUAAAUCUCCUCAUUUCUUGAGACUGGGGGAUGUAGAGGUCAAUGCAGGUCAGAAUGCAACAUUUCAGUGCAUUGCUACAGGAAGGGAUGCAGUGAAGAACAAGUUAUGGCUGCAGAGACGCAAUGGAGAAGAUAUUCCAGUGGCCCAAACAAAAAACAUAAAUCACAGACGUUUUGCUGCUACCUUUAAACUUCAGGAAGUAACAAAAACAGAUCAGGAUUUAUAUCGCUGUGUUACUCAGUCUGAGAGAGGAUCUGGAGUUUCCAACUUUGCUCAACUUAUUGUUCGAGAACCUCCUAGACCAAUAGCUCCCCCACAAUUGCUUGGUGUUGGACCAACUUAUCUGCUCAUUCAGCUGAAUGCAAAUUCCAUUAUUGGGGAUGGACCUAUCAUCCUAAAAGAGGUGGAAUACCAUAUGACAACAGGGACCUGGACCGAAACGCAUGCUGUCAAUGCACCAACAUAUAAGCUAUGGCAUUUGGACCCAGACACAGAAUAUGAGAUUCGUGUUCUUCUAACUAGGCCAGGAGAAGGUGGCACAGGUCAGCCAGGCCCUCCGCUGAUUACCCGAACCAAAUGUGCAGAGCCUAUGAGAACACCCAAGACUUUAAAAAUUGCCGAAAUCCAGGCACGUCGUAUUGCCGUGGAUUGGGAAUCCCUAGGUUACAACAUCACUCGCUGCCAUACCUUCAAUGUGACCAUCUGCUACCAUUAUUUCCGUGGCCAUAAUGAAAGCAAGGCUGACUGCUUGGACAUGGAUCCCAAAGCACCGCAGCAUGUUGUGAAUCACCUGCCUCCUUACACAAAUGUGAGCCUCAAAAUGAUUUUGACAAACCCUGAAGGACGGAAAGAGAGCGAGGAGACCAUUAUUCAAACGGAUGAAGAUGUGCCUGGCCCUGUGCCUACAAAAUCAUUAAAAGGAACUCCCUUUGAAGACAAGAUCUUCUUAAAUUGGAAAGAACCAAUGGACCCAAAUGGUAUCAUCACCCAAUAUGAGGUCAGUUACACCAGUAUACGAUCCUUUGAUCCUGCAGUUCCAGUGGCUGGGCCACCUCAAACAGUGUCAAAAUUAUGGAACAGUACACAUCAUGUGUUCCCCUAUCUACAUCCCGGGACUACCUAUCAGUUUUAUAUAAGAGCCAGCACUGUCAAAGGUUUUGGACCAGCUACAGCCAUCAAUGUAACUACCAAUAUUUCAGCUCCCACAUUACCAGACUAUGAGGGUGUUGAUGCCUCUCUCAAUGAAACAGCAACAACCAUAACUGUACUUCUGAGACCAGCACAAGCCAAAGGAGCACCUAUCAGCGCCUAUCAGAUUGUUGUUGAAGAACUGCAUCCUCAUCGAACCAAGCGAGAAACCGGUGCAAUGGAUUGCUACCAGAUUCCUGUCACAUAUCAAAAUGCUCUGAGCAAUGGCUCACCCUAUUAUUUUGCUGCAGAAUUGCCUCCUGGCAAUCUUCCAGAAGCAGCACCUUUCACAGUUGGUGACAAUAGAACUUAUCAAGGCUUUUGGAACCCACCUUUGGUGCCUCGGAAAGGGUAUAAUAUCUAUUUUCAAGCCAUGAGCAGUGUUGAAAAGGAGACCAAAACUCAGUGUGUUCGAAUUGCUACUAAAGCAGCUGCAACAGAAGAACCAGAAGUUAUUCCAGACCCAGCCAAGCAGACUGACCGCGUAGUGAAAAUAGCAGGAAUAAGUGCUGGAAUCCUUGUCUUCAUUCUCAUCCUCCUCCUUGUCAUAUUAAUUGUCAAAAAAAGGAGGAGCUACUAUUCUUACUCCUACUACCUUAAACUGGCUAAGAAGCGCAAGGAUGCCAUGGGAAACACCAGACAAGAAAUGACCCAUAUGGUGAAUGCCAUGGAUCGGAGUUAUGCUGAUCAAAGCACCAUCCAUGCAGAAGAUCCUCUUUCAGUCACCUUUACAGAUUGUCAUAACUUCAACCCCAGAUUGCCCAACGAUCCACUUGUGCCGACUGCUGUGUUAGUCCCUAUAAGUGAUGAAAACCACAGUGCAACAGCAGAGUCAAGUCGUCUAUUAGAUGUGCCUCGUUAUCUCUGCGAAGGAACAGAAUCCCCCUACCAAACUGGCCAACUGCAUCCUGCUAUCAGAGUAGCGGAUUUGCUGCAGCAUAUUAAUCUCAUGAAAACAUCUGACAGCUAUGGUUUCAAAGAAGAAUACGAGAGUUUCUUUGAAGGACAAUCAGCUUCUUGGGAUGUGGCCAAAAAGGAUCAAAACAGAACGAAGAAUAGAUAUGGGAACAUUAUAGCAUAUGAUCACUCCAGGGUGAUAUUACAAGCUGUGGAAGAUGAUCCUUCUUCAGACUACAUUAAUGCUAAUUAUAUUGAUGGAUACCAGAGACCAAGCCACUACAUUGCAACCCAGGGGCCAGUGCAUGAGACAGUCUAUGAUUUCUGGAGAAUGAUAUGGCAAGAACAAUCAGCCUGCAUUGUUAUGGUUACAAAUUUAGUUGAAGUGGGCCGGGUUAAGUGCUACAAGUAUUGGCCUGAUGACACGGAGGUUUAUGGGGACUUCAAAGUUGCUUGUGUGGAAGUGGAACCACUUGCAGAAUAUGUUGUCAGGACAUUCACCCUUGAAAGGAGAGGAUACAAUGAAAUCCGUGAAGUUAAACAGUUCCAUUUUACUGGCUGGCCUGAUCAUGGAGUACCUUACAAUGCAACAGGCCUUCUUUCAUUUAUACGCCGUGUAAAACAAUCUAACCCCCCAAGUGCCGGGCCUAUUGUUGUGCAUUGCAGGUGUGUAGAAAAGAGUGCUGGAGCUGGGCGAACUGGAUGCUAUAUUGUAAUUGAUAUCAUGUUAGACAUGGCAGAAAGAGAAGGUGUUGUAGACAUCUACAACUGUGUCAAAGCCUUACGUUCUCGCCGCAUCAAUAUGGUACAAACAGAGGAACAGUAUAUCUUUAUUCAUGAUGCCAUCCUGGAAGCCUGCUUAUGCGGAGAAACUGCCAUCCCAGUUUGUGAAUUUAAAGCUGCAUAUUUUGACAUGAUUCGAAUAGACUCUCAGACAAACUCUUCACAUCUUAAAGAUGAAUUCCAGACCCUGAAUUCUGUGACUCCUCGGCUACAAGCUGAAGACUGCAGCAUAGCAUGCUUGCCAAGAAAUCAUGACAAAAACCGCUUUAUGGAUAUGCUGCCACCUGACAGAUGUCUGCCUUUCUUAAUUACUAUUGAUGGUGAGAGCAGCAAUUACAUCAAUGCUGCCCUUAUGGAUAGCUACAGACAACCUGCUGCAUUCAUUGUCACGCAGCAUCCUCUGCUGAACACUGUGAAAGAUUUCUGGAGAUUGGUCUACGAUUAUGGCUGUACCUCUCUCGUGAUGUUAAAUGAAGUUGAUUUAGCACAAGGUUGCCCACAAUAUUGGCCAGAAGAAGGAAUGCUCAGAUAUGGUCCUAUACAAGUUGAGUGCAUGUCCUGCUCCAUGGAGUGUGACGUAAUCAACAGAAUUUUCAGGAUAUGCAAUUUAACAAGGCCUCAGGAAGGUUACCUGAUGGUUCAGCAAUUCCAGUAUCUGAGUUGGGCACCUCAUAGGGAUGUGCCAGGUUCCAAGAGGUCAUUCUUAAACUUAAUUCUUCAAGUGGAAAAGUGGCAAGAAGAAUGUGAAGAAGGGGAAGGGAGAACCAUAAUUCAUUGUCUGAACGGCGGUGGACGAAGCGGGAUGUUUUGUGCCAUAGGCAUUGUAGUGGAAAUGGUUAAAAGGCAAAACGUCAUUGAUGUUUUCCACGCAGUAAAAACUUUACGGAACAGUAAGCCUAACAUGGUAGAAACACCGGAACAAUAUCGUUUCUGCUAUGAUGUUGCACUGGAGUACCUUGAAUCAUCUUAAUACGGAAGGAUAAAUACAAUCAAGUGAACCAAAUAAUAUGAAAUUUAAUAAACUGUGUUUUGGCAUCCUCUAUUGAACCUAUGAAGAAAUGUUUUAGUGAAGGGGAAAGUUAAUUUUUAAAUGCAAAAGUAUUUUUCUUAAUAAAUGGUGUAUAUGGACUGUUGUUCUGUCCCUGUACACAAUCUGAAUAUAGUGCCACAAAAAUGAAUUAAGAGUCAAGGCAGAGCACAUCUGCUAUUCAAAGUAAAACUUUCCAGUGUUUGCAUAUUCUGCAGUCUCUCGGCUACAUUAGUCCUGUCAUCUGUUGCAUGUAUCUGUUCCAGUGAAUGUUUUAUUUCAGACUUGUUCUUAAUUUCAUACUGUUAAAAGUUUUUAAAAAUACUGUAUACAGAUGGAUAAUCUGUAGGUUUUAUGUGCUGCAAGAAUAUAUAUAUAGAGAGAGAGAUACAGCCACACAUACCACAAACAUUUAAAAAAUGGCAUAUUUUGUUUUACUGUGCAAUGACAGCCUGAUAAAAGUUCUUUAUAAAGAAAUUCAACAUAAACCAAAGACUCAAGUGUAAAUAUGUUUAUAUAGGAAAGAAAGCACAUUGUAUUUAUUGUUUACUGACAUUCCUUUUAUGAUGGUUGGACAGAACCAUUUUUUCUUAGAAACAUUGUUGCCGAAAUCAAGUGUAAAUGAUUUUUGUAGAUUAUUUUUUGUAUGUAUUGUGUAAGUAGAAGGAGAGAGAAUGAAAAGAUCUUUUAUGGAUAAACCAGAAAACAUUAAUAUACUUUUUUGGUUGGUGUGUGUACACGCUUAUGAAUGAAAUUCAUGUAAACAAGAAAAAGAAACCAAACGUAAAACUUCUUUCCCAGACUAUAUAGGGUUUUUUUUUCAGUUUAUAGUAAUAAGAAAUCAAAUAGAAACUGCACAUAUAUAUAUCUUUGAGAAUUUCAUUAAUUUUUUUAAGGAGUAAGUGGGUUAAUAAUGAAUGCUUGACACACAGAGCAAGUACAAAAAUAAAUAAAAAUGCAAGUUAAUAACAUUUAUUUUAAUGUUUACAGUUGAGGCACAAGUUCUAGGCCACCACACCAUGCAUUGUUCCUUUCUGUAAUACUGGAGGAGUCUUUUGAUCCUGAGUUGUGACUUCCCAGCUGAGCCAAGAAAUCCGCUUUGGUCAAAGGCUCCAAAGAAGCUCCAGUUUUUCUCCCAGUGGUAGUCUAGAUUUGUGGAAAUGGUAGCUUUGUGUUCUGACAAAGCCAAAAUGGAUUGAAUCAAUUCAAGAGUUAGGUGAUAGCUUUGGUAUGUUUUUUACUUUGCUCUUCAUAUGCACAUUCAUAAGCCUGGACAUAUUUUCAUAAUGAAAAAGCAUUUACUGUGUCCUGUUGAUUUUUUUUAUCAAGAGUAAAUGAUAAAGUGCUGAUAAAUAUUCAUGUAAAAUAAGAGUGAAUUAAAGAGGUUUUAUAAAAUA
Crotalus tigris (Tiger rattlesnake) is the source of this 6326-nucleotide messenger RNA. It is a transcript of the gene PTPRK, whose product is annotated as protein tyrosine phosphatase receptor type K. The transcript is spliced from 33 exons. The record is from RefSeq and is a predicted model, not a curated record. Lineage: Eukaryota; Metazoa; Chordata; Lepidosauria; Squamata; Viperidae. Gene Ontology annotation, molecular function: protein tyrosine phosphatase activity; protein binding. The coding region runs from base 454 to 4872 and encodes 1472 amino acids. Gene Ontology annotation, cellular component: membrane. Gene Ontology annotation, biological process: protein dephosphorylation.